This is a messenger RNA of Acipenser ruthenus (sterlet), 1704 nucleotides long. RefSeq names its product OTU domain-containing protein 5-A-like. The record is from RefSeq and is a predicted model, not a curated record. NCBI's taxonomy places the organism in Eukaryota, Metazoa, Chordata, Actinopteri, Acipenseriformes, Acipenseridae. Gene Ontology annotation, biological process: protein deubiquitination. The coding region runs from base 681 to 1112 and encodes 143 amino acids. Gene Ontology annotation, molecular function: cysteine-type deubiquitinase activity; K63-linked deubiquitinase activity. The transcript has 5 exons.
UCUGUGUGUGUGUGCAUGUCUAGAUGUGUCUGUGUCUGUGUGCGUGUGCUCUUCAGUUUAGCUUCAGGGGGUAAUCUUCCCCAUGCACAGCCACAGCGCUGGUUUAGAGUAGGCAUUACAAUCGAUUUCAGAAGGUUUCCCGAUUCCCCCCUAAAUUAUCCCGCAGUUGCUAGGCAGAGUGACGUAGACGGCAACGACGGUCCUGUAGAGGGGAGUGACGUCAGCCUUUGUUAUGGUUUCCGAGGAGCUGGAGGACUGAAGGCGUGUUUUUUUUUUUUGUUUUUUUUUAAAUUUUUUAAUAGUAAUACAAAAAAAUAUAUAAAUACAAAUAACACACGGCAGAAAGAAAUUCCUCACUCUCGCCAGCACCAGCACGGAGGCCGAGCCGGGGUCAGGGGUCCGCAGCAGGCCUCCCCUCAGCCCGGGGACUCCGGCUCACCCACUGGGCCCGGGGACGGGUCGAGCUGGGAAGCGGUGUAGGCUGCGGCGGAGGGAUAGGAGUCGGCGCCGGGGCUGGCAGCUUCAGGACCGGGUCUUAGUAAAAGACGGCGGCUGGCGGGGGAGGUUCGAGUCCGGACCCCGGGAGGAAGGGGCCGGCUGCAGCAGCGAAGUCGAGUACGAGACCGCGUCGAGGUUGAUGGACCCGGCAAACAGCUGACAAAGUGUAUGGGGACCAGGAUAUGCACAAUGUGGUCCAGAAACACUGUAUGGACUAUUUGAUGAAAAGUGCAGACUACUUCUCCAAUUACGUGACAGAAGAUUUCAUGACAUACAUCAACAGAAAGAGGAAAAACAACGGUCACAAGAAUCAUAUAGAGAUGCAGGCUAUGGCUGAGAUGUACAACAGACCUGUGGAGGUCUACCAGCACGGCACAGAACCAAUCAACACGUUUCACGGCAUCCAUCCGGACAAAGACGAGCCGAUCCGAGUCAGCUACCAUCGCAACAUCCACUACAACUCUGUGGUGAACCCCAACAAAGCCACCAUCGGCGUGGGGCUGGGGCUGCCUGGCACCAAACCAGGAGGGAUCACUGUCUGGCGGUCUGGGAGGAUGAUGAGAUCAUGGCUUUGGUCCUGGCUGUGUCUCAACAGGAGUACCUGGACAGCAUGAAGAAGAACACGAUGCACAGAGCACCUUCGCUGGAGAAGAGCUGAUCCCCCGGAUCCAGAAGAGCUGAUCCCCCGGAUCCAGAAGAGCUGAUCCCCCGGAUCCAGAAGAGCUGAUCCCCCGGAUCCAGAAGAGCUGAUCCCCCGGAUCCAGAAGAGCUGAUCCCCCGGAUCCAGAAGAGCUGAUCCCCCGGAUCCAGAAGAGCUGAUCCCCCGGAUCCAGAAGAGCUGAUCCCCCGGAUCCAGAAGAGCUGAUCCCCCGGAUCCAGAAGAGCUGAUCCCCCGAUCCAGAAGAGCUGAUCCCCCCGAACAGAACAGAAUCCUGCAGAGGAAGCCACAGAAACAUCUUUAUUUCAUCAUGAGGACUUCCAGACAGCCGUCUCCCUUUGAUUCCCCCCACCCGCACCCCAGUAUCAUAGUCGGUGCUGUACCCCUACCCUCUGACCCCUAGCCUUUUUUUUUUCCCUCUCUCCUGUUCCCUAGAUGCCAUCUGACUUAUUUUAGGUGCAUCUUUAAAAAUAAACAACAAACGACAGUACACAGGGAAAAAAAAAAAAAAAAAAGCAAACCUAUUGUAAUGAUGUCAUACUUCUUAA